AGACAAGGCAGCAAUGCUGAAUGCACGAAGUGUCCUAGUGACGGGAUCCAACCGGGGCAUUGGCUUGGAGAUUAUCAGGCAGCUGGUGGAGAGCAGCAACAGUCCAGAAUGGAUCUUUGCCACUUGUCGGGAGCCAGAGGGACCCCGUGCCCAGGAGUUGAGGAACUUGGCUGCCAAGCACCAGGGAGUCAAGAUCAUCCAACUCGAAGUUACUGAUCCAUCCAGCAUCCAGGCUGCUGCAGCCAGAGUCACGGAGCACCUGCAAGGAGCCGGGCUGAAUCUCCUGAUCAACAAUGCCGGGAUUCUAAGGCCUGGCAGUCUAGAAUCCGAGACACCAGAGAACAUGUCCGAGGUGUACCAAAACAAUGUGACAGGGGCCAUGAUGGUGAGCCAGGCAUUCCUGCCCUUGCUGAGGAAGGCGUCUAAGGAAAAAAACCAGAAAGGGAUGAGCUGCAGCAAAGCCGCUAUUGUCAACAUGUCCAGCAAAGGAGGCUCCAUCACAAAUCCCUUGAUAUUGGAUGUGGGACACUUCAUUAGUUACCGCUGCAGCAAGGCUGCUCUGAACAUGCUCACUCGGUGCCAGUCCCUGGGGUUUGCUGAAGACGAGAUCUUGUGUGUUGCCCUGCAUCCUGGAUGGGUGCAGACGGACAUGGGAUAUUCAGUGGGGCAGGCUCCAUUAACAGUGGAUGCUAGUGUAAAGAAAAUCUUGAACACCCUUGGCCACCUCUCUGAGAUGGAUAAUGGCACUUUUGUGAACUGGGAGGGGGAAACCAUUGCUUGGUGAGAGAUCGAACUGUCCUCCUUGGCUGCUAUGCAGGAAGAAUAUCUCACCCAUGUGAAUGUGGAUUUGAAUGCCGGAAUAACUGUGUUCUCAACUGCAAUAAACUUAACAUGACUUG
Messenger RNA from Eublepharis macularius, 899 nucleotides. RefSeq names its product C-factor-like. Lineage: Eukaryota; Metazoa; Chordata; Lepidosauria; Squamata; Eublepharidae. The record is from RefSeq and is a predicted model, not a curated record. The coding region runs from base 14 to 784 and encodes 256 amino acids. The transcript is spliced from 6 exons.